CGCUUUGCGUCACUGUCAUUAAGAACGUACAGUAAUCUAGGUUAUGUUCUAUUUAGUCUUCUGCUGAAGGUCUUCUACUUUAAAUAAUGCUUCUACAUUACACAACAUUAAGUAAAAAUGUAGUGAAUAAGUGUAACUAUUGAUUGAAAAUGAGUAACGAAGAGAGACUGGUAACAGAGGUGCCUAGCAGCCUAAAGCAGCUCGCAAGGUUAGUCGUUCGUGGUUUCUACACAAUCGAAGAUGCCCUAAUAGUGGAUAUGUUGGUCCGAAACCCCUGUAUGAAAGAAGACGACAUCUGCGAACUGCUAAAAUUCGAGCGGAAAAUGCUGCGAGCUCGCAUUGCAACUCUAAAAAGCGACAAAUUCAUCCAAGUAAGACUGCGAAUGGAAACUGGGGCAGAUAGUAAAGCUCAAAAAGUAAACUAUUAUUUUAUUAAUUACAAAACCUUCGUGAACGUAGUGAAAUACAAAUUAGAUUUAAUGAGAAAACGCCUGGAAACCGAGGAACGCGACGCCACAAGCCGAGCUAGUUUCAAGUGUCCAGGAUGUCUGAAAACAUUCACUGAUCUGGAAGCUGACCAAUUAUUCGAUUAUACAACUAGUGAAUUUCGUUGCACCUACUGCAGGGAAGUUGUUGAGGAGGACUUGUCAGCGCUCCCCAAAAAAGAUUCUCGGUUGCUUCUGGCGAAAUUUAACGAACAACUGGAACCUCUUUAUGUUUUGUUGCGAGAAGUGGAAGGAAUUAAAUUGGCGCCGGAAGUCCUGGAGCCUGAACCAGUUGAUAUUAGUACUAUUAGAGGAAUCGACAAGAAGUAUGCAGCACAACCUCAAGAAAAUUGGUCAGGCGAAGCAACCCGGAACUCUGGGUUUAUGGUGGAAGAAACGCGGGUUGAUGUUACUAUUGGAGAUGAGAAUAACACCGUUGCUGCCAAUGCAAGAAAAGAAGCGCCAAUUUGGAUGAUGGAGUCUACUGUUAUUACGAAAGAUUCUGAGCUGGAUUCGAGCAAGACUGCAGAUUCUAUUAUUGACGCAAGUAAUGAGGGUACUGGUAAUAAUGGCAAGACUGAUGAUAUAAUGAGUGUGUUGUUGGCUCAUGAAAAGAGACCAUCAAAUUUGGCUGCAAGUGCUGUUAAAGGUCUGAAUAAUGAAUCUGACUCAAGUUCUGAUGAAAUGACUGAAGUGAAAGAGGAAGCUGGUGAAAUUGAAAAUUCAGAGAGUGAUGAAGAUGAAGGAAUUGUGCCUACUGUUACUGUUGGAAACAGAGUUUAUAACAUUACGGACAUUAAUGAUACGAUUAUUGCUGAAAUGACUCAAUCUGAGAAGGAAAUUUAUGUUCAGGUGUUUCAAGAUUACUAUUCACAUAUGAACUACUAGGUAAUAUUUAUUUUUGUGUAAUUUGAUAUACAAAUGAGUACCUUAAUCUAUUUUUAUAAUGAUACAAAAGUACUUUAUUAUCCUAGAAGCUAACUUCAUAUUUGUUCCAUUGAAAGCGUUGUUUACAUUGAAUUGACGUUACUUGAUAAAAUUAAGAUCCUGUACAAUACUUGAAGUUAUACUGAUUUAAUAAAUAAGUGUGAAUUUCACAUUCUACCAUCGUAAA
Messenger RNA from Zophobas morio, 1599 nucleotides. RefSeq names its product general transcription factor IIE subunit 1 (gene TfIIEalpha). Lineage: Eukaryota; Metazoa; Arthropoda; Insecta; Coleoptera; Tenebrionidae. Gene Ontology annotation, cellular component: transcription factor TFIIE complex. The coding region runs from base 150 to 1373 and encodes 407 amino acids. The record is from RefSeq and is a predicted model, not a curated record. Gene Ontology annotation, biological process: transcription initiation at RNA polymerase II promoter; transcription open complex formation at RNA polymerase II promoter. The transcript has a single exon.